AUGCCCCAAGAGAAUGGAGAGGUCACCCCAGAGCCCGAAGCCCUCGUGUCAGGCCGAGUACACGUCCUCGGUGCUGGAAAUGUGGGAAUCUUUAUCACACAAUCACUCGCCAAGCGGCAAUCUCCGCCCGACGUCACCUUGUUUAUGUCAAAUUGGGGAAUGUUCGAAGCAUACCGUCAGAGGAAGAAAAAGUUAUCGAUCACCUACGAUGGACUGACCGAUGGGCUCAAGAAUGGUGUCGAUAUCGAAGUAUUUGAAGGGCACAAAUGGUUCAAGCUUCCCCGUGAUUAUGGAGAAAAGUACAAAGAAAAUGGCGAGCGCUUUGUGAAAGAUGAGGAAGCAUCCCGGCUGCGGAGUACCAAUGAGCAUAUCGAUUGCUUAGUCGUUUCUUGCAAGUCAAAUCACGCUUUCUUAGGCAUUCGCUCUCUUGCAAAACGUCUCUCGUCUAACUCAACCAUUCUGAUCACUCAAAACGGUCUGGGUGUCAUUGAAAGACUCAACAGAUUUGUCUUCACAAACCCGAGCGUACGCCCCAAAUACCUUCAUGCCGUUUUCAGCCACGGUAUGGAUAAGAAGGAUAUGUACCAAGUCAAGUAUAAAAAGGUUGGACUGACGAAUAUCGCUCCUCCAGCCACGGCCGGUAAAAUAUCCAUGAUAAAGCCAGAGGAUGACACUAGUUGGGCGCCUUCCACGAAAUACUUGACUCGCCUUUUCACCCUAACCCCCAGCCUGGUUGCCGUUGCGAAUACACCUACCAACGUUCUCAUGUACCAACUUGAGAAACUCGCUAUCAGCUGUGUCAUUGACCCAUUGACUGCGAUCAAUGAUUGCAAAAAUGGCGACCUGCUUUAUGUGGAGAGUGUAUCCCGUAUCAUGCGAUUACUUCUCCUCGAAAUCACCAGGGUCAUCUUGGCUCUCCCUGAAUUACAGGGGGUUCCGGGACUGGAGGAUCGAUUUGAGCCUGAGCGUUUGCGUCGAAUGGUCGUUUUCGAGCUCAGUCGAACUCGAUCUAAUACCAGCACGAUGCUCCACGACGUUAGGGGCCGGAAGGGGACGGAAAUUGAAUAUUUAAACGGAUACAUCGUGCGCCGUGGCGAAGAACUGGGUAUAACAUGUGUGAUGAACUACAUGAUGAAACAUCUUGUUCAUGGCAAGCAACAAGUCAACAACCGUCGGGAAUCCGAAGCAAUCCCAAUCGAUGCCCGCUCCCCAUCAACCGAAAGCCACCAUUUGACCGGUCGCCAUCAACAACCUUUACCAGAGAAGAGCACACAGCCGCAGGAAUCAAUUCUCGAUGAGGAUUUCGAAUCCCAAUCGCCAUGA
Messenger RNA from Penicillium manginii, 1323 nucleotides. RefSeq lists its product as uncharacterized. Lineage: Eukaryota; Fungi; Ascomycota; Eurotiomycetes; Eurotiales; Aspergillaceae. Gene Ontology annotation, cellular component: cytoplasm; mitochondrion. Bases 1 to 1323 code for a protein of 440 amino acids. The transcript has a single exon. The record is from RefSeq and is a predicted model, not a curated record. Gene Ontology annotation, molecular function: 2-dehydropantoate 2-reductase activity; NADP binding.